AGUUUAUGAAGGAGAACGUGCUAUGACAAAGGAUAACAACUUGUUGGGAAAAUUCGAACUGACUUCCAUUCCUCCAGCACCACGUGGUGUCCCCCAGAUCGAAGUCACCUUCGACAUAGAUGCCAAUGGUAUUCUGAACGUUAGUGCUAUUGAAAAAUCUACCAACAAGGAAAAUAAAAUCACCAUCACCAACGAUAAGGGACGUUUAAGCAAGGAAGAUAUUGAACGCAUGGUUAAUGAUGCUGAAAAAUACAAGAAUGAAGAUGAACAACAAAAAAAUAUCAUUGCCGCCAAGAAUGGUUUGGAAUCCUACUGUUUCAACAUGAAGAGCACAAUGGAAGAUGAAAAAAUCAAAGAAAAGAUCCCAGAAUCUGACAAGAACACAAUUUUGGAAAAAGUUAACGAAACAAUCAAAUGGUUGGAUGCAAACCAACUGGCUGAAAAGGAAGAAUAUGAACACAAACAAAAAGAAUUGGAAGGCAUUUGCAACCCAAUUAUCACCAAAUUGUAUGCUGGUGCUGGUGGUGGUAUGCCAGGUGGUCCCGGUGGUAUGCCUGGAUUCCCAGGAGCUGCUGGUGCUGGUGGUCCCGCCCCAGGUGCUGGCUCAGGAGCCGGUCCAACUAUUGAAGAAGUCGAUUAAACUUAAUUGCCAUUCAUCACAUUCCUACAUCGUUUGAACACCAACAGAUAACUUGUUUUUUUUCUGAUGCAUUUACUUUCUAUGAUCAAUAAUAAAAUACACUUAUAAUUUCA
This is a messenger RNA of Acyrthosiphon pisum (pea aphid), 753 nucleotides long. RefSeq names its product heat shock 70 kDa protein cognate 4. Gene Ontology annotation, molecular function: ATP-dependent protein folding chaperone; ATP binding. The transcript has a single exon. The record is from RefSeq and is a predicted model, not a curated record. Lineage: Eukaryota; Metazoa; Arthropoda; Insecta; Hemiptera; Aphididae. Bases 23 to 640 code for a protein of 205 amino acids.